AUUAGCAUUUAUCUCCUCAAUUUAUUUCAUCUCAAUUUCAAUUGAAGCUUCUAGACGUUACUUUCUUUCUUCAUCUACAACUUCUGUCCCUCCCUCCCAAAAAAGAAGAAGAAAACCCAAAGAAAUCUCUUUUCUUUUUCUUGAUGCAUCGCAUAGAUGGUGAUUAUAUUUGACAAUAAAUCGUUUCGUUGUUUAACAAAGGCCGUUCUUUAUCUAGCCUUUGAUAUUUACUCUUUGAAUCCUUAAACAACCCUUAAAUGUUUUCCACCUUUCCGUUAUAUCUCUCUUUUUCCUUAGAUCCCUUCCACCUUUGCUCUGCUUAGCGGAUAUUGGAUUCAAGUUGUACUUUUUUUUUUUUUUGGUAAGUAUAAUGUUAAAUAUUGUAUUGAUCUUUUACUGUCAAGUUUAGACAUUGACUUUUUUAUUACCUGAUUUACCUCUCGAUUAGUUUUGUUUCAAUUCAAGCUCUUUCCUUUUCUGUUCUAAUAGCUAAAAUAAUGCAUAAAACUGAAGUGUCAGAGGAAUGGAAUUUGUGUUUAGCAAAAUUUUAACCGUAUUAAGCAAUGCUUGAUAUUUUAAUUCUUUAAUUAUGAAAAUAUUAGUAGCUUAAAUCUUGAAAAAAAAAAAAGUCACUAACUAAUAUUCAAUAAAUCUUUUUUCAUCUUAUUCUUGCUUUGUCUGCGUUUUAUUCCUUUCAUGAUAUAAGUUUUCCUUUUCUUUUUUAAUUGUGUCUUUUUCUUUAAUCCAUAAACAAUGUUGUCUACUUCUUUUCAUUAUAGUAUUCAUGAUAAAAAUUCUUUAUCUUGAGAAUAAUAACUGUUGGCUUUGGCAAUUACCUGUCAAGUAUUUAUCUACAUUAUUCUAAAUUAUGACCGGAUCUGUCUUGUAGCUACUAAUUUUCAAUUGGCUGACACUUUUGGGUUGUUCCUUAUUAAUUCUUUCAGUCUGUUUGGUGAUCAGAAGAAUUUCAGUAUGUGUUUUUUUUUUUUUUUAUUAUUAUUUCAAUAGUCAGAGUAGUCACCUUUGCUUAUUGAUAAUGUAUGUGUACUUUCACGUGAACGCUCCUUUUUCAGCUUUGUUCUUCUUGUAUUACUGUACUCUGUUUGGAAAGAUGCAGAAAAGAAGAAUUGGUGAAACUCUGAUAAUUACUAGUAUAUUUUUUGUGCUGCAUGUUUUCCAUUUCUUUUUAAAGGAUAAAAUAAUUCUAUUCAAAAUCUAGUUUUUCUUGGCCAUGUAAAGGUUUCCUUCGGUUGGCUGAUUUAUUUUUUUCUUUUUUCUGAUGAUUUGUUGUGUUUCUUGUAAACAUGAUCUGUUCCUUUAUCUUUCCUGAGAUGUUCAGUAUGCCCAGGUGAUUCAAUUUGAUUUGACUGGUUAUUUGUUCUUGGUUAAUGAAUUUCCAGCUAACCAGAACAUUUGUGGUGACCCAGAGCGAUCAAAAUCUGAAUCCACUCCAACAUCUACUGGAGAAACUACACCUAACACUAAAGACAUGAAUCGCUUAACUGUGAAAACUGAAUAUUCCUUUUCCAGCUUACUUGAGCUUUCUUCUAACAAUGAUGUUGAGGGCAUUAAGCAAUCCAUAGAGCAGGAUGCUUCUUCAAUCGAUAAGGUUGGACUUUGGUAUAGUCGUGAAAAGGGCUCAAACCAAAUAGUUGCAAAGCAUAGAACUCCAUUAAUGGUUGCUGCUAUUUAUGGUAGUGUUGAUGCUGUUAAGCUUAUACUGACUCACUCAGCGGCUGAUGUCAAUCUAUCGUGUGACAUGGACAAAAGUACUGCCCUUCACUGUGCCACCUCUGGUGGAUCUCUUCAUGCAGCUGAUGUUGUCAAGUUACUUUUAUCAGCCGGUGCUGAUCCAAAUUGCACUGAUGCCGUUGGCCACCAACCUGCCGAUGUUGUUGUAGUACAUCCCAAGCUCCAAAGCAUAAGAUCUGUUCUGGAAGAACUUCUUUCAGGACAAGUUUCUGAUGACUCUUUUGGGGAGCUCAAUUUAUGGGUAUCCAUUGAUAACUCUACGUCUAGCUCGCCAACUCUUUCUUCUUCACCUGAGAAUGGAUCACCACCCUGUCUUUCGAAUCUAACUUCAUCUCCAAUGGAUUCAAAAUUAAUUGAUAUACCCGUUAACACAAUAGAGAAGAAGGAUUGCUUAGUGGAUCCAUCUCUCCCCGAUAUCAAGAACAGCAUUUAUGCAACUGAUGAGUUCCGCAUGUUUUCAUUCAAGAUCCGUCCUUGCUCAAGAGCAUACUCCCAUGAUUGGACAGAGUGUCCAUUUGUCCAUCCAGGAGAGAAUGCACGCAGAAGGGACCCACCACAAUACCGGACUCGGCUGUGCAAGGAUGGCACAAGUUGCAAUAGGCGGGUCUGCUUUUUUGCCCACACAGCAGGCGAACUCCGCCCCCUGUACGUCUCUACUGGCUCUUCACGCUCAUCUGCAUCUGCUGCCAAUGUCAUGGACAUGGCUGCUGCUAUGAGCCUUUUACCUGGUUCACCCUUGUCUGUAUCUGCCUUGUCCUCUUCUCCUUUUAAUAAGCCCAUGUCUCCAUCAUCUAAUGGGAUUUCACACUCAUCUGCAGCGUGGCCCCAGCCAAAUGUUCCAACUCUUAAUCUCCCUGGAAGCAACCUCCAAUCAAGCCGCCUGAGAUGCUCCCUUAAUGCUCGAGAUAUCCCACCUGAGGACUUUGACUUGUUGCCAGAUUUUGAUGCCCAGCAACAUAUUCUAAAUGACUUAACCUGUUUCUCUCAGUCCUGUAACAGUUCAGUGUCUAUAAGUCGUUCUGUUCGGUCUAAAACGUUAACUCCUUCAAACCUUGAAGAGCUAUUUUCUGCAGAAAUUUCUUCAUGUCCUCGAUACACUGAUCAGACAGUUGCUUCUGCUGUGUGCUCCCCAACCCAUAAAUCUUCUCUUCUUAAUCAAUUCCAACAGCAACAGAACAUGUUCUCCCCAAUCAAUACAAGUGUCUUCUCACCCAAAAAUGUUGAGCACCCUCUGUUGCAGGCUUCAUUUGGUGUUGGGUCUCCUGGAAGAAUGUCACCUAGAAGUACUGAGCCAAUCUCCCCUAUGGCUGCUCGCCUUUCAACAUAUGUUCAGCUUGAGAAACAACAACAGCAGCUACGCAGCCUUAGCUGUAGGGAACUUGGGUCCAAUAAUCCCAUUGGAUCUCCUGUGAAUUCUUCUUGGUCCAAGUGGGGAUCACCUAAUGGACAGUUGGAUUGGUCAGUCAGUGGAUAUGAAAUGGGUCAAUUGCGGAGAUCAUCAUCAUUUGAGCUUGGGAACAAUGGUGAGGAGCCUGAUUUGUCAUGGGUCCAAUCUCUUGUGAAGGAAUCCCCACCUGAAAUGAUGCAAGAGAAGUUGGCGGUUCCUGUCCCUGGUGGUGCAUCAUCUGGUGAAGUUCUGAAUAAUUCUAAUUCCCAGAAUAAUUCUGCAGAACAUUCUGUUAUAGGAGCUUGGCUUGAGCAGAUGCAGCUCGAUCAGCUUGUAGUCUAGAGAAACAAAAGUUUUAUUUUUACCUCAUCAAGAUAGGUACAUAUUAAGCAUGGACCCACAAACAGAGUUACCAAGGUACAUAUUUUUGUGGGUCUUAUGCUAGUGAGAAAGAUAGCACUGGGAAAUGAAAGUGUGGUAAAUGCAGAAAAAAGAAGUGUGGCCUAAAGAGUAGGUGGGAAAUUUCUGGGAAUUUUAUUCAUUUUUUAUAUCAUUUAUUGUUUAAAGAAGAAUUCGGGCAAAAAUGUAGGAAGCCUUUAGCUGGGCUAAUAUUAAGCAAUCGAGCCUAGGUUCUGGUCUUUCUCUUCCAUCAUAUCUGAAUUAGGAUUACUUUUUACCUCAGUUUUCAUUUUAGAGGGUAGCUACAUGUAAAGACUUUGUAUCUUUUUGAUGUCUCAUAUUACUUUAUUUUGCAUUGGUGAAUUAGUGAAGAAAGAAUUCUGAGGGAGAGCAUAGGUGAUUCUUUUUUAUAUGAUGUAGAAGAUCGUGCAUUUUAUUAGAAAAUGCAUGCAUUUUGUAGGAUCAUAUGAAGGAUGAGAGUCCGCUAUGCGUUUCCUUUGGAUGAUGUAAAGUAAAACCGAAUUAAAGUUUCAAUACCUUUAUUUUUUUUUGUUCUAUACACUUCAACUUUCUCAUUCAUUCAUUUUGCUCCCUUUUCUCAUACUCUCUUGAUGGUUGAUUCUGAUUCGUGUAAUUUAUUCAAGUAUGGGGGUCUGUGAUGCGGUGGUUCCCCUCUUUAGGAUGGGGAUUGGUUGAGUGGAUAUUUUUGGAUUCUUACAAUCUUUCUUGAGAAGAUCAUGAAAUGUGGAAUUUGGGAUGGAAUUUGUAGGGUGCAAGGGAUAUUUUUCCUUGAAAAAGGAAUGUGGAUCCAACUUUCUAAAGAUCUCUUUUAGGGGAGUGCAUGGGAUGAUGUACCUCUGAAUGAUGCAAACCACCCACCCCACAAAAAGUAAAGUAGGUGGGUUGGUCUUUAGUGGAGUCAGAAAAUAAAUGGUUGUGUUUCUACUAAUUUCUUCAUUGAAAGAGAUCUGUGGGGACAUGUGGAAAACUCCUAGGGCAUUGCCUUAAGAAGUCGGUUGGUUUGCUUAGUUUGCAAGUUUAAUUAAUGGUUUGGUUUAAAGUAUCAUCAUCAAAUGUACCGUAGAUAUAUGGAUAAUCGAAUUCGUAACAGAGGAUGCUACCAUAAACGAAAGAUGCCUCUUUUAGGGAUCAAAUGUAGCGUACAUGAUUACUUGGUAAUCAAGCUUCAUUAUUUUAAACAUUGGGUCAUGAUAAGGUCCAUAGAAAUGGGUUAUCUGCCUGCUUAGUCAUUAGGUUUUAGAGUUACAUGAAUAUAUGAUAUACGGUAUACCCUGCAUUACAGAUCUUUAGAGGCUUGCCUAUGGUUCAGCUGACAUUGUCGUUUCUGGUCGGAUUAACCGCUUUUAGAAACUGGAUUUAUAAGGAGCCAAAUUAGGAUAUCUUUGGGUUUGUUUUAUCUUCACAUGCACUCACGCGGAUAAACACAGACAUACCUAUGAAAAAGAAAAAGAUAAAGAAGUGAGAAACAUCGUUUUUGUAAAUAGAAUCCAGGUCUUUAAGCUUAUUAGGAGUAAUAAAUGAAUGAUGUGCAAUUCGGACGGUCCGCUGGAGCAAUAAUUAUGGUAGAAAUAUCUAAUAAAUGAAUGAUGGUGAACUUGUGGGCUGUAGUUGUACUAUCUAUGGACGAAUGUGGAGUAGGGCUUGUUUUGCACUUUCACGUUCAGGUUUAGUUGCGUUGAACAACAGAAGAACAGAGCAGUGAGGAGUUCCAUGGCAGUAGGAUUAUCAAAGGGAGUACUUGCUGUUUUUCGGAGUAUUUAAAGUUGAGGUGCUUUGGUUUUCUAAGGCAUCUCCGAAGUUUUUGUGUCUGAUUUUGCGGAACUAUCUUCUAUAUAUUUGCUCUGUUUUUGGGUUUUAGGAUGGCCGGUUGUGAAUUUUUCAGACACCGAUUAGCAGCGGCCGACGAUGGUGAACGUCAGCCAGCCGGGAAUCCAACGCCAAAAUCUGAGUUUUGUGGUUAGGGAGCAAGUGUGAGUUUAGAGAGAGGAGUGGAUGGAAAAAUGAAUGGAAGAAGAAAGAGAAAAG
This is a messenger RNA of Durio zibethinus, 5584 nucleotides long. NCBI's taxonomy places the organism in Eukaryota, Viridiplantae, Streptophyta, Magnoliopsida, Malvales, Malvaceae. The record is from RefSeq and is a predicted model, not a curated record.